This is a messenger RNA of Xenia sp. Carnegie-2017, 1319 nucleotides long. RefSeq names its product RNA binding protein fox-1 homolog 1-like. The transcript has 10 exons. The record is from RefSeq and is a predicted model, not a curated record. Bases 390 to 1118 code for a protein of 242 amino acids. Gene Ontology annotation, cellular component: nucleus; cytoplasm. NCBI's taxonomy places the organism in Eukaryota, Metazoa, Cnidaria, Anthozoa, Malacalcyonacea, Xeniidae. Gene Ontology annotation, molecular function: mRNA binding. Gene Ontology annotation, biological process: regulation of alternative mRNA splicing, via spliceosome; nervous system development.
CUAAAAAAUAAUUUCAUGUCAUGUUUAAGAUUUUACAUACGUGGAAACUUUGCCACGCUUUGCUUAACUUCGAGGUGUUUGUGAGGCUCAUUUUAACUAGACUUCGACUUCUUUAUCGGGAGAAAUAAAACGACGAAUCGGGUGGACGUUCUGCAUUCUACCAGCGUACUAAAUAUUUACGACAACAAUCCUCAAAUUUUAGGAAGAGUUUUUGUUCAAAAUUUAAAGUAUUCGCUCGUUCUGUUGUUUAUAUAGGGUCGUCAACGACUCAGUAGAUAUUUUCAUGGUGUAAAACGAAGUCCUUGGGUGAAAUUUGAUGAGAAAUCACGUUGAAUUCAAGAGAUUAAAGUCUUUACAGCAGCGCAUUAUUGAUCCAGAAAUACAGCAGUAUGAGUGAAACCAGCCCAAUUCCAAGUUCAGCUCCAAUCAGCUCAGUUGAUCAAUCAACUACAAAUUCCACAGCUACGGAAGUGUCUUCGGGCUCAAAGAGACUCCACGUUACAAAUUUACCAUUUAGGAUACGAGAUAACGAUCUUCACGACAUGUUUGGGAAAUAUGGUGAAAUUUUCGAAGCCGAGAUAAUUUAUAAUGAGCGAGGAUCCAAGGGUUUUGGAUUUGUGACCAUGGUUAAUGUUGCCGAUGCAAUGAAGGCCAGAGAAAAUCUCAAUGGUACUAUCAUAGAUGGAAGAAAGAUAGAGGUUAACAAUGCUACGCCAAGGCCAAAACGUGGCCCCAUGGUGGGUCAGUCCAAUCGAGGGAAUUUUCAUGGAGGAAACAAUAGAGGUAUGAGAGGAGGUCGACGGGGUCGUGGUGGAAUGCAUGGUGGAUAUCAAAAUCAUAGUUUCUAUCAAGGAUAUGGCAUGAAUCAGGGUUACAAUCCACCUCCACAUGGCCAGGAUGCUUUUCACCAUCUUUCUCUCUCAUCAUUCAGCAAUUAUGGUCAGCAUGGACCUCAGCCAUCAUAUGGAGGGGGAUAUGGUGCAGGAUAUGGGGCUAAUUUUGGAGGACAAGGUGCAACUCCAUACAACAGUGGAUAUGGUGCUGGGUAUCCUACGAAUUUUCAACCACAAGCUCCCCAACAAAGUCAUACUCAAGGCUAUCGUUAUCAGCCAUAUUGAACAUUACUAUGUUUGAAAUAGAAGGAAACAUAUAGGAUGAUGUAGGUAAACAGGUGUGAAGCUUGUGGAUAUUGAUGGAUAGAACAAACAUUGAGGAACAGAUGGAAGUAUAUAAUAUUGCAGCUUUACAACAAAAAUAAUAUAACAUUCAUGUAGAACAAGAAAGCUGGCCAUUAUUUACUACAUUUUUACAAUUUUGAA